Cladocopium goreaui is the source of this 1533-nucleotide messenger RNA. The record is from the annotation of a GenBank genome assembly. Lineage: Eukaryota; Dinophyceae; Suessiales; Symbiodiniaceae.
AUGUUUGCCAAGGGCCAGCUUUCAAUCUCAGGUCUUUCAAAGGUCCUUUUGCCCUCUCCAGAGCCUCUUAAUUAUGUCACAGUGCCAUGGUGCAAGCAUUUCAUCAAGAGUUGGGGUUGGAGCUUGUUGUCUGCUUCCUCAGAGCAGGCAAGUUUACCUUUCAAUCACCCAGACAUGAAAAUGUACCGGGAGCACUACCAAGAUUUGUUGAAAGAUGGCGUACACCCGUACAUGGUACUAAAUUUUGAUCAGCUGUGGAGAUGUGCUUUCAGUUGGGAUGGCAAGAUGCAGUGGAAAGAAAGAGGUUCCAUAGGAAAGCGAGGAAGGAAGAGACGCGCACCGCGUCAACUUGACAAGAAGAGGCAUGCGGUACGCGGUGCUCGCAAGAGCAUAACGGCCUUAACCUCGUCCUGGAGCGAUGGAUCAAGAGGGCCGGUAUGCUUUUGCAUUCCAGAAUCGGCUCUGAGCAGUGAACAGAUUCGGCAGUGGAAUAGCCAACACGUGGAAGCUGUCACCGGAGAUUCGUGGAGCUGUCAUAUGCGACGCGUGGACGGGCUCUUUCGCACAGUCCAAAGGAGAUGGGACCAGGAGGCUGGUCAGGCCAUGGCCAGCCGGUCGACCAAUUACAUGCCCAGACAAGUGGAGAUCCUGGCCCCCAACUGGAUCAGCAUCGUGGAGCUCAGUUUCGAAGGUUGGUGUCAACUUGAUCGGAAAAUUUUCCAAAGUGCUUGGAUAGCAUGUGGAUACAUGGAAUGGAAAGACAUGCCCCAUGGGACUCAAGAUCCUCCUAUCACCAUGGAGGAUGCAAGGCAAGUCCUCGAUGUGUUUGGAAAACUGGGCACCGGAACCCCUCAAUGGUGCACAGUCUAUGAGUGGCAAAUCCAGGACAGAUUGGAAAUAAUUUGGAAAGCCUUGCCCUACGAAGCCGCAGGGGCGGUGGUGCGAUCCUUGAUGCAACACUGCCACACGCUUGGGAAUCUCAGUUCUUCCCUUGCAAAGGCUCUUGAAGAGGACCCAGCAGUAGAGAAGCAAUCCAGCAAAAGUCUGUCCCAAAAACUGAGAGCGUUAGAGGAUGUUGAAAGGUAUAUUGUGUUCAACCCCAGAACCGGUCAAAUGGCCACCGCGGCAUGGAUUGAAAAGCACAUUCUGGUGCAGCAUGGUGUUCCAACAUUCAAGAAAGCGUCAAAACAAAACCAAACUCCCAAAAUCCUGACACUUGGAAUCAAGAUCAAGGACAAGUCAGUGAAGUUGACCCUCGAUCUAGGUUUUGAUGAGAAGAACCCGAGGCCUGUGAGGUGUUUACAUUUGGCCUCACGUAAAGCUCAGAGCGACCUAACUGAGCUUGAGCAAGGUUAUGGUCACAUGGGGCAACCUUGGGACGAAGAUGACCAAGACUUGGAUGAAGUCGACUUCCCAGAUGACAGCAGUGACAAUAGGAAGGAUGAGAAUGAUUUCGAGGACGAAAUCCCCGAUGAUGCUGCUGGUAUUGAAGGCCAUCGACUUCAUACACAUUUCCUUCCCCUCAUACCCUAA